Molecule: messenger RNA, 6024 nt
Organism: Leucoraja erinaceus (little skate)
Lineage: Eukaryota; Metazoa; Chordata; Chondrichthyes; Rajiformes; Rajidae
Product: transcriptional regulator Kaiso-like
Exons: 5
Coding region: 274-2367 (697 amino acids)
Biological process (GO): regulation of transcription by RNA polymerase II
Cellular component (GO): nucleus
Molecular function (GO): DNA-binding transcription factor activity, RNA polymerase II-specific; RNA polymerase II cis-regulatory region sequence-specific DNA binding; protein binding
Source: RefSeq, a predicted model, not a curated record
AGCGCCCCCUGCAGGCUGGGAGGACGGCAGCAGCGCCCCCUGCAGGCUGGGAGGACGGCGCGGCCGACGAGCACGGGGGCCCUUUCUUCUUUUCCUUUCUUCUGCUCGCUUGUUAAAGGCCCGCGAGGAACCAUCAUUUUAAAGAAAACUUGACCUAAGAAAAUAAUUUACAAGGAGAAGAUUGCUCGCAACUGCCAGCAGCAGCAGCAGUCUGGAGGGGCCCCUGGCCGUGCCCAGAGGCUCAGUCAGUUGGAAGAGAGAGUGCUGGUGAUUAUGCGCUCAGAUGCCCCACAAGCAAUGGCCACCGGUGGACUGGAGAUCGUUAAUAAUGAUGACACACAGGACAUCCCGCCUGCCUUCGCCCAAGCUGAGGAGCUGCAGGAGUCGGAGGAGUCAGAGGAGGAUGCACCGUCGCUGCAGUUGUCACUCCCAUCCACCAGCUCAGAUCCUGGCACCUCGCGGUCUCUGGAGGACAGUUUAGCGGCGAGAUCUACACGUCGUGAAUCACCAGUUAUGGAGAGCAAAAAACUGAUUAGUGCAACAGACAUCCAUCACUCGGGAACAUUGUUGAAGUCUCUUAAUGAGCAGCGGGCCCAAGGACUGUUCUGUGAUAUUACAAUAAUUGUGGAGGAUCGCAAAUUUCGAGCACAUAAGAAUGUCUUGUCAUCUGCCAGCAGCUACUUCCAUCACCUUUUCAGUCUCGAUGCCACCAGCAAUGUCAGCGGACAAGUCCUUGAACUGAACUUCGUGAGAGCAGAGGUAUUUGCCGAGAUCCUGAAUUUUAUCUACACCUCCAAGUUGGUUCAUGUGAAUGCUGAACUUGUAAGUGAGUUGAUUCAUUCUGGGCAGGCCUUGGGGCUAAGAUUCCUCGCUGACAUAGGGGAAUCGCUUUCAAAGUUAAAAGGAUUGGCACCAAAUGUCAACAGUGCUGCCUCUGUGAUAAACUCCAGGGGUGAGGCCACGCAGAAUAUUGAUGCUGAGUUAACAUUGCAACCUGAACGUUUGAUUGUACACGUUGAAGAAGGAGGUCUGGGACCACGAAUAACUGAUGCCUUCUCCCUGUCUAGUGCAGAGUUUAGUGUUGCAAAAGGUAAUGGUAAGGACUCAGCCAGCGGUGAAGACUCAGAUGAUAAUGAUGAUGUUAUUUUCUGCAGUGUAAUUUCACCACCUAAACAACCUUCCAGUGCAGCGAACAUGGGUUCAAUGCAAACAAGAAUUAUUGUUCCUAAUAUACCAGUGAGUUCUGACAAUUUAGGAGUUCAAACAAUACAAAGUACCCUGGCUCCAGAGACAUCCUUGAAUGUUGAGGGUUUUCAAGUCCAUAUCCCCAAUGGAAGCACGGAAAGUGGGCAAAAUACUGCAAGCAACCAGCAAAGCACAAACGGCAUAAAUGUGAAGUUUCUUCAAGAUGGCAAACAACUUGUGGCUAUAGACAAAAUGGCGGGCAUUGACACGUUGUCUAAAGGUUGCAGAGUCUAUGCAAAUAUCGACACAAAUCCUAACACGUAUCACAUUGUGGUGCCGAACAAAGAUGACCUUGCCAACCGUGAACCCAAGCAGAACAAGGAGCCAGGGUUUGCUGACCAGAACUUGCUUCUGAUCGGACUCAAGGUGUCUGAAGAUGGAGGCCACUCGAGCAUUCCAACGAUGCCUGAACAUUCUGGUGCUCACGUGAAUGAUUCAAGACCUAUAUACAUCAACGAAGAGUUCUUUCCCGAUGCAAAGCGAAUGAAAAAGGAACAAGAUCAUUAUGAGUUAAUUGUAGAUGGACGAGUGUUUUAUGUGUGCAUUGUUUGCAAGCGGUCUUAUGCAUGCCUGACUAGCUUGAGAAGGCACUUCAAUGUUCACUCCUGGGAGAAGAAAUAUCCUUGCCAUUACUGUGAGAAAGUGUUUCCACUGGCAGAGUAUCGUACGAAGCACGAGAUUCUCCACACUGGCGAACGGCGGUACCAGUGCUUGACCUGUGGCGAGACCUUCAUCAAUUACCAGGUGAUGUCGUCACACAUCAGGUCGGCCCACAGCAAGAAGAUUGGAAAGAGCACGGCUGAAGACGAGACUGUUCCCGACUCAAAGCUUUACCGCUUGCUGCCGUGCAAAAGCUUACAGAUCAGACAGUAUGGGUUCCUAACUGGAAGCGCUUCGAGCGCAGUGGCUAAGAUUAAUGAAGACGGAAUAUUGUAUCACGUAGGAAAUGACAGUGAAGGAACUCCGCAGCUUGCCACCCCAGAGACCAUUGGUGGUGGCAAGCCAUCCACCUGGGAUGAUAUUUUCCCUCAGGAAGGAACCCCAGUUUACAGGUACAAUUCCUUAGACGGCAAUUCCGAAUUAGAAUUUGUUAUACCAGAAUCCUUCAGAGAAAUGGCUUGAAGUCAUUCAGGCUAUGCUGGAACUGAUCGUAACAAACACAUGGACUGUGAUACCUGGCGAACUGCUGACAGCCAACCUUUGGUCAUAGUAUUGUACUAACUGACUAGUUAAGCAUUUGUGUUUCAGGCAAACAAAUUAUUCAGUGGCUGGACCAUUGUGUGGGUAACUCAGUCUUUUUUUUUUUGAAGAAAUAGCAUUUCUGUCAAACGUAUUGAUGUCACUGUAGAAUGCAUCAAGAACUGUGAAGCGGAAUGUAGUUGUGGCUUUGAGCAAAAAUGCAGAUUCUAUACUGACAUUUCGUCAGAAGUAGCCCGGAAUCAAUGGACAUUCUUAUGCAAUAUACAUCAUUUUGAAAGAAUUUUCAAUUAGUUUCAUCCUUACUGGUCCAGCAGCUGUUACCCAGAUGUUUAUAUUUACAUAUUUCUGAUCAGGAACUGAAUUUAUGGAAAUGUUAUGUGCUAGCACUUUUAAUUUUACAUUGUACAGCUGAGAUAAUGGGCUAUUGUUGUAUCUUUUCUAGUAAAUCAUCUUCCUAAGCAUUAUGGAUUACUGUUUUAGUGUUGUACACAAUUAGCUAAUCACUAGGCCCUACUUCCUAAAGUGACUUCCUGGCAUUUUUAAACGCAAUGUGUAGAAGAUCACAGAGUGUACAGUGCUGCAGCACUUCCAUUAAACAAAGAAGGCGCAAAACUCAUUCCAGCUUUUGUUGCUGGUGAUGAAUAGGUGAAAAUAAAUAACCCAAAUUGGUGUAAGUGCAGGAUGUGGCCGCUCUUGUGCGACCAGCACGAACGAAAGGUGAUGAUAAUAGGUCAACAUCCUCAUCAGACAAAUACAGCUUAACUCAGAAAGCCUGGCUUCCAUUCAUUCCAUGAUCAUUGUCUUUGCAACAUCACUCACUCUUUCACAGUGUGACAUGUAUCAUUUGAAUUAAGAAUGUGCCGGAUUAAACUAGAUUAAUAAAUAUGGAAUGAAUAAUGGAAAAGGAUGGGUGAGGAAAGAUUGAUGUAACCCCUAAGGUGUUGCGUAGUCCAGCAUGUAACAUAGAUUACUUUGGACAACAUGAUCCGAUAGCAGAUUUCUUACCGGCCAUUAUUUAGAUUUAUGUUCUGUUGAUUAUGUUUUAUUAAACUAGAUGCUCAUGCAGUACUUUGGGAUGAAAGCUUAUAAAUCUAAUAGUUAAAAAGAUGAACAAUUAUCUGCAAUAUUUCAAAUAUCUAAAAUAUGCAUGAAAGUGCUAUUUUGUUUGCCAGAUUCCAAUUUUACAAGUAAUCUUCUCUGUUUUUACUCUACUGUGAAGUUGGCGGUGUUUGUACUUAACAGAAUCUAGCUUCUAAUUGCAUAGUGUAAUAACACCAUUUUCAUGGAUGGCUUUGGGCAUAAUUUAUCAUUUUGUAGCUCUUAUCAUUGUUUUGCUGAUGUUUUAGAUAUGCUUUGCAGAAGAAUUAGGAUUGCAAUGUUUUAUUAACAGUGAUUGAUGGAUGCUGGAUUUUUCUGAUGCAAUUUCACCCAAACUACUUUUAAAAGUUAAAAAGAAAAUCCUAAAUUAGCAAUUUAGAAUAUUUUAAUGGUCAAAAUAUCACAGUAGCAAUGUAUGUCAUUUGCCCAAGUCUCUCAAUAUUUACAGAGCCCUCCAUAAUGUUUGGGACAAAGACCCAUCAUUUAUUUAUUUGCCUCUGUACUCCACAAUUUGAAAUUUGUAAUAGAAAAAAAAUCACAUUUGGUUAAAGUGCACACGGUCAGAUUUUAAAUAUUUUUAUACAUUUUGGUUUCACCAUGUAGAAAUUACAGCAGUGGUUAUACAUAGUCCCCCCAUUUCAGGGUACCAUAAUGUUUGUGACACAGCAAUGUCAUGUACAUUGAAAGUAGUCAUGUUUAGUAUUUUGUUGUAUAUCCUUAGUAUUCGAUGACUACUUGAAAUGCGAUUCAUGUCUUCUCUGGUGAUGCUCUGCCAGGCCUGUAUUGCAUCCAUCUUUAGCUUAUGCUUGUUUUGGGGGCUAAUCCCCUUCAGUUUUUUCAACAUAUAAAAGCCAUGCUCAAUUGGGUUCAGAUCAGGUGAUUGACUUUGCCACUCAAGAAUGGACCAUUUUUUUACCUUUGAAAAACUCUGUUGCUUUAGCAGUAUGUUUCGUAUCCUUGUCUUGCUGUAGAAUGCACGGCAGGCCAAUGAGUUUUGAGGCAUUUGUUUGAACUUGAGCAGAUAGGAUGUGCCUAUACACUACAGAAUUCAUUAUGCUACUACCAUCAGCAGUUGUAUCAUCAAUGAAGAUAAGUGAGCCAGUCCCUUCAGCAGCCAUACAUGCUCAGGCCAUAACACCCCCACCACCGUGUUUCACAGAUGAGGUGGUAUGCUUUGGAUCUUGGGCAGUUCCUUCUCUCCUCCAUACUUUGCUCUUGCCAUCACUCUGAUACAAGUUCAUCUUAAUCUAUUCUGUCCACAAGACCUUUUUCCAGAACUGCGGUUGCUCUUUUAAGUAGUUCUUUGCAAACUGUAACCUGGCCAUCCUAUUUUUGCGGCUAACAAGUGGUUUGCACCUUGCAGUGUAGCCUCUGGAUUUCUGUUCAUGAAGUCUUCUGCGGACAGUGGUCAUUGACAAAUCCACUCCUGACUCCUGAAGAGUGUUUCUGAUCUGUCGGACAGGUGUGUGGGGAUUUUUCUUUAUUAUAGAGAGAAUUCUUCUGUCAUCAGCUAUGGGGUCAUGCUAUGAAAGUUCCCAAUGGUGAUGGAAAGACUGGAGGAAAGACUAGGUGCUGCGAGCUCUCUUAUGCCUGCAUUAAGGAGGCAAUUAAACACUCCUGGACAAUUACAAACACCGUGAAGCCAUGUGUCCCAAACAUUAGGUGCCCUGAAAUGGGGGGACUGUAUAAACACAGCUGCCAUUUCUACAUGGUGAAAACAAAAAUAAAAAAUACCUUUUAAUAAAAUCUGACAAUGUGCACUUUAACCACAUGUGACUUUUUCUAUUACAAAUCUCAAAUUGUGGAGUGCAGAGGCAAAUAAAUAAAUGAUGGGUCUUUGUCCCAAACAUUAUGAAGGGCAAUGUAGUUUUGAACUGUUGGAAGCAAAAAUAUGUUGCUUUCUUGAAGCUCUCUCAUUAAAUUUUGUUGGUUUGCCAUAUUGAACAUGUAUUUUGAGGCAAACAGCUAUUCAGUAUCCAUUUAGCAAAAAAAGCUAUCAGCAAAAUUAUUUCCCUUUUUGAAAAUCCUGCACUGUAUGGGGUCAAUAUGGUACAUAAAUUGCUUCACUUUCUAAAAUGCAAAUAAACCACGGUCCCAUAAAUUUUCAGAAAUGUAGAAAAGUAAUAAACCUUGUAAAAUGAAUAGUCUAUCAUUUUGUUUGUAACAGUUUUGCAUGCAUAGACUAGAACAAAACUGCAGAAUAGAAAAUCUUACAUUUGCGUUAAAGUAAUUCUUUUGAAUUACCUCAGAUGUUGGUCUAAAUAAUACUGUUCUGUCCUAUUGUGCAAGCAAGGUUAAUGCUUUUAUACCAGUGAAAAUAAUAAAACUACUAAUAAUGUAAAUAUAGUUGUAACAAAGCUUCUUCCUUAGUAUAGGUUAUUGUUGUCACUUUUCUAUUUUCUUUCAUUUGAAGCCGUAGAAUGUAACUUUAUUUAUUGUGUUUGCUUUUUUGAUGAGAAAAAUAAAAAUUUCAGAACUGUU